Coregonus clupeaformis (lake whitefish) is the source of this 752-nucleotide messenger RNA. RefSeq names its product transcriptional regulator Myc-A-like. Gene Ontology annotation, cellular component: centrosome. Bases 114 to 560 code for a protein of 148 amino acids. The record is from RefSeq and is a predicted model, not a curated record. The transcript is spliced from 4 exons. NCBI's taxonomy places the organism in Eukaryota, Metazoa, Chordata, Actinopteri, Salmoniformes, Salmonidae.
AGCGAGAGCUAGCCAUCUGCAGCCCCAACUCUCGCUGGGUCCGACCACAGGGCCAUGAGAGCAGCAACAGAGAAAACAGGACAGAUCAGCAAACGCAUCAGCUCAGCAAAGUCAUGAGGCAGGUCAGGCACAGACUGGCAGCCUGUCAGACGGUCCGAGACGGAGAAGUGAUGUCAGAGCUCCCUGGGGGAAUAUGGAAGGUGUCUCCUACCAGAGAUAAACCUGUAUAUCGGGUGACAAGAGAAGAGGAAGGAGAAGAGGAGGAUCAUGAAGAAGAAGAAGAAGAAGAAGAAGAAGAAGAAGAAGAAGAAGAGGAGGAGGAGGAAGAUAUUCCUUUGAUUGGGCAACACGACUCCCCUCUUCAGAACUUUGAUCCUCACGAGGGUCACAGGAGCAAGACUGUCACCUUUGACAACAAUCCGGUGUGUCCGAGGCUCUUUAGUGAGCCUUAUCCUGCAGGUCAUAGUAAUGAGUUUAGUACUGACCAUAGAGCUACUCAAGUGCUGUGGCCCCAAGAAGACCAGGAGGAACUGAAGAGACAGGUGAUUAAGGCCAGUUAGAACUAUAUUAUAGGGUUUUAGUGUUUAUGAUUAUACACCCCUUCUUGGAUGGCUAUCAAAUAACUUUUAUCACUGACCAUAUUUACACACAGCCCUCCACCAAAUCCCCCCUUUAGAAACGCCAUCCCAUCUGGUUUGGGCUUAGUGGGACUAUAAUUUGUUUUUCAACAGGACAAUGACCCAACACACCUC